This is a messenger RNA of Patella vulgata (common limpet), 1413 nucleotides long. RefSeq names its product G kinase-anchoring protein 1. The transcript has 10 exons. NCBI's taxonomy places the organism in Eukaryota, Metazoa, Mollusca, Gastropoda, Patellidae. Gene Ontology annotation, cellular component: Golgi apparatus. The coding region runs from base 106 to 1068 and encodes 320 amino acids. Gene Ontology annotation, biological process: signal transduction. The record is from RefSeq and is a predicted model, not a curated record.
GUUGUCUCCCUUGCAUUCUAAGAAAAAGAAAGUUGCGAAUAGUUUGGAACUAAUAAAUCGAAGCAUAUUUUUCUGAAUAGCUUGCUAAAACAUUCAUAAACAAAAAUGGCGAGAAUAAAGAUAUCGGAGUCAAGAUUUGCUGCAUUAAUGGGCGAUGACAAGAAGUCUGACAGUAAAAAGAAGAACAAGAAACCUGCACAGAAUGAAUCAAGUAAACAACAGAAUCCAAAUCAGAAGCAGGGGCAAGGCCAAGGAAAGAAAAAUAAAAAGAAAUCGAGUGAGAAUGAAAAUAAACCACCUUCUGCAACUCAACGACAAAAUAGUGAAACAGAUGAAAAUAGAAACAAUACUGAUGACUGGAGUCAGUGGAGGGAAAGAGAUUCAGAAUUCACAGAUGAAACUUAUGAGAAAGAUCUUCAGGAAGCUUUAUUACUUAGUAAACUUCAAAUAGAGGAACAGAAGCAGGUAAAGAAACAACAAAAACAGACUGAAAAUGGGAAGACAGAUGAAUCUACUCAAAAUAAAAAGAAAAAGAAGAAAGCAAUGAGUUUAGAACAGUUUAAUGCUACCGAUCAUGAAAAGAAAGAAGAAGAAAAAGGUGAAAGUCCUGAACCCAUCAUUCCCACUACAAAGGUCCAUCCAAAUAAAGCUAAUGUUAAAUAUUUCAACAAGGUAGAAGAUGAUGUCAGUAAAAUACUACGCAAAGAGAAAAUACAAGAAGACUAUAAAAAGCAUUAUGCCCAAGAGAGUGUUAUGGCAUCAAAAUAUCAGGAAGAGUUAGAGAAAAAGGAUGAAGAAAUUGAAAAAUUACAAAACCAAUACCAAACAUUAGCUGAGGAACAUAAAAAAGUGAAAAAAAGAAAUAAACAGUUAUGUUUUAUUCUAGCUGAAGGGGAGAUGAAAGAUAAAACAGAAGUAUUAUUACAAGUAGAAGAAUUAAGUCAAGUAAAAGAUGAACUCACAGAUCAGGUUUCUGAAUUAACAGCAGAGUUAGAGAAAGAGCGAUCAAAAGUACACAUGUUGAAAACAGAAAUAGACAAAUUAAAGGGUGUGAAGUCCAGCCGCUGAAACAAAUGCCAAUUCCAAACAACAUUAUAAGAAGAUUCUUGGAUUUUUAGAAUGCUGGUGUACCAUAGCAUCAAAAUAAUUGAUCUGAACUUCGUUUUUUGAGAUAAGGUCUAUGGUGUUAAUUAUACCAGAUAAAUGAUAUUUUAUGGUCUAUGGUGUUAAUUAUACCAGAUAAAUGAUAUUUUAUGUUACUGGACGCAAAUUGGAUGACUUAAAAAAACAUUGUUUUUUUUAGUAUUAUCUUAAAGAUAUACUAUUAACCAUAAAUUUUGUUGCAUGUUUACAUUAUUUGUUUAUGUUUCAUUAAUAAAAUCAAAACUGAAGAGAAUACAGUUUAUAGUUUAA